AUUCCGAGGGCGGACCGCAAACGUGUUUACUUCUCCAGAACCCAUGCUGACCACUCUUGCUUGAUAUAUAUAUAUAGAGAGAAUUCUGGUUGCAUUAGAUGAAUGCUAUGAUCAUCUUGUUGCGACUACGUUGUAUUAGUUAGUUGUUAUUUGCGAGUAUUGCUGUAUUUUAAUCGAGCAUGAAGAUCAAACGACAGAAACAGGCAAAGAAGAACAUCAGCUUCUACAAAUACAACUUCAGUUUUAGGGAACCUUUCCAGAUCCUCGUUGAUGGCACCUUUUGUCAGGCAGCUUUGAAAAACAAGAUUCAAAUCAAGGAGCAAAUGCCCAAAUACCUGAUGGGAGAGGUGCAACUGUGUACAACUAAUUGUGCUCUCAAAGAACUGGAGUCUCUAGGGAAAGAGUUGUACGGAGCUAAACUCAUCCUUCAGCGCUACCAGGUCCGGAAGUGUGCCCAUUUCAAAGACCCUAUACCGGCCUCGGAGUGUCUGCUGUCCAUGCUGGGGAAAACCAAUCCUCACCACUAUUUUAUAGCCACACAGGAUCAUACACUGACCACUAGCCUAAAGGAAAUCCCUGGUGUCCCGUUGUUUUACAUCAUCCUCAACACCAUUGUUUUGGACAAACCCAGUGAGGCCUCUCUUGAUUAUGUCCAAAAAGUCCAGCUGGGAGAGCUGGUGAGUCCGACCCAACAGGAGAGCAUCCGCAGUCUGAAGGAGGAGCAGGGUUUGGGGCCGAGAGACACAGAGAGGAGGCCAAGGAAGAGGAAACGAAAAGGCCCCAAUCCUCUGAGCUGUCUCAAAAAGAAGAAGAAAGCUGAACCCACACCACCAAAAAAGACUGAGGAUGGACAGAAGAAGAAAAGAAGUCGACAUAAAAGACGAAAAAGUAGUGGGGUUGUAACAGCUCCUGCAGCUCCCCAUCAAUGAAUAGAACAAUAUAAUAGGGCCACAAUAGGAAUGUGUUUAUUCCAUUUUUCAAAUAUGUUUAACUGCAGACUGAAGGAGUAGCAUAGUAUCUAAACCGAACCAUCAAUUAUUAAAGACAGAUUAAGUUUUAUAAUAUUGAGAAUGAAUGAUCAUAUAUAAUCUUUUCAUAGCAGAUGAGACUACAUGGCCCAUCACCUUUUGCUCCAUUUUAGUGCAGCCAACAUGAAGAAAUGUUUUGAAAUAUAACUUUGAUAGCAGAAAAGACUUGUAAAUGCAUUUAUUUUCUAUUUAAAGUUUAAACUGACUGGUGCCAUGUCUUCACUCAAUAUUUAUGUCAUGCCUUCAGUCAAUAUUGUCAUAAAUUUGCUGAGUAAAUAAUAGACCCUGGAGAGAUAAUAACAUCAUAUCUAAACUGAACUACCAAGUCAAGUCAGGUGUGGUUUCAUAAUAUUAUGAAUUACUUGCCUAUUCUGUACAUUUCACCACCCAUGAAAAUAAACAAAAAAUUGAAAGAUGUUU
Messenger RNA from Periophthalmus magnuspinnatus, 1448 nucleotides. RefSeq names its product UTP23 small subunit processome component (gene utp23). Gene Ontology annotation, cellular component: nucleolus; small-subunit processome. The coding region runs from base 180 to 929 and encodes 249 amino acids. Gene Ontology annotation, molecular function: small ribosomal subunit rRNA binding. The transcript has 3 exons. Lineage: Eukaryota; Metazoa; Chordata; Actinopteri; Gobiiformes; Gobiidae. The record is from RefSeq and is a predicted model, not a curated record.